GACGGGCAGCCCGAGUCAUCCUUGGGCUUCUGGGACAGGAGAGCUGCCGGGGAGCGCGGAGUAGAUGAUAUCGCAAGGUCCAGGACUGCAAGCUAACGAUGGUCAGCUGAGGAAAUGCUGUCCUUCCGGGAUGUGGCCAUUGAGUUCUCUCCAGAAGAGAGGGAAUACCUGGAGCCUGCUCAGUGGAAUCUGUACAGGGAUGUGAUGUUGGAGAAUUACAGCAACCUUGAUUUCCUGGGUCUUGCUCUUCCUAAGCCACACCUGGUGACAUUUCUGGAAGAAAGACAAGAGCCUUCAGGAGUGGAGAGACAGGCAGCAGCCACCGUGCAACCAGGAACCACACCCAAUGAUUAUGUUUACAACAAGACCAUUGAUCAUAGCUCAUUAAGUAUUCAACACCAGAGAAUUCAUACAGGGGAGAAACCCUACAAGUGCAAAGAAUGUGGUAAGGGCCUUAGUUCUUACAGAACACUUUCUAUACACCAGAGACUUCACACUGGAGAAAAACCCUACACGUGUAAAGAAUGUCAUAAGGCCUUCAAUACGCGUUCAUCACUUUUUAUACACCAGAAAAAUCAUACUAAUGAAAAGCCCUACAAGUGCGAAGAAUGUGGCAAAUCAUUUUACUAUCCUUCAAUGCUGAAGCAGCAUCAAAGAAUUCAUUCUGCAGAGAAAACCUACAAAUGUGAAGAAUGUGACAAGUUAUUUUACUGUCCUUCAAUGCUGAAGCAACAUCAAAGAAUUCAUUCUGGAGAGAAACCCUACAAGUGUAAAGAAUGCCAUAAGGCCUUCAAUACACGCUCAUCUCUUUUUAUACAUCAGAAAAAUCAUACUGCUGAAAAAAACUACAAGUGUGAAGAAUGUGGCAAGUCAUUUUACUAUCCUUCAAUGCUGAAGCAACAUCAAAGAAUUCAUUCUGCAGAGAAACCCUACAAGUGUGAAAAGUGUGGCCGGUGCUUUUUCUCAUUUUCAUACUUUAGACAGCAUGAAGCGAUUCAUAAAAAGGAGAAAACUUUCAAGUGUGAGGAGUGUGGCAAAUGUUUUUCCUCAUCUUUGUGCCUUAGACGACAUCAAACCAUCCAUUCUGAAGACAACCCCUAUAAAUGUGCAGAGUGUGGCAAACGGUUUUUCUGUUUUACAUACCUUCAAGGACAUCAGAGAGUCCAUACCGGGGAGAAAUCCCACAAGUGUGAGAAGUGUGGCAAAUGUUUUUGCUUCUCUUCAUCCCUUCGGCGACAUCAAACAAUUCACUGUGAAGACAAUCCCUACAAGUGCGACGAGUGUGGCAGAUUGUUUAACUCAUCAUUUUCCCUUAAAAGACAUCAGGCCAUCCAUUCUGAAGACAAUCCCUACAAGUGUGCAGAGUGUGGCAAACGGUUUUUGUGCCUUAAACACCUUCAAGAACAUAUGGCAGUCCAUACCGGAGAGAAACCAUACAGGUGUGAAGAGUGUCACAAAGCCUUUCCUUAUUACUUAUCCCUUAGGAGACACAAGAGAGUUCACACUGGACAGAAACCCUGCAAGUGUGAAGAGUGUGGCAAAUGUUUCUCCUCAUCUUCAGGCCUUAAACAGCAUAAAAAUAGAAUUCAUUCUCAAGACACUUUCUAAAAGUGUAGGGAAUGUGGCAAAGACUGUAUUACUCUUCGUAUCCUUACUCAGCACAUGAUAUAAUGCAGUGCUUAUUCGCUCUGCUCAUGACCUUGGACUAACUGGUCCCAUAGAUGCAGUGUUUCUUGUUAGUCUACGUGGCCUCUAUGUGGCCUCUAGUAAGAAAGGAGAUAGUGGGUUAUACUUUCUUGGGUGGUGAAGACUGGGACAGGUAGUGUGAAAUAGUGUGUGAUCAGUUCCCAGCGUUCCAAGGGACUCUGCAACUGUAUUACUGUAUUCGUGGGUGUAUUUCCUCCCUUUUCAUAUCUUAAUAAAUCAUUGAUACCCCUUAAA
Messenger RNA from Mesocricetus auratus (golden hamster), 1941 nucleotides. RefSeq names its product zinc finger protein 58. NCBI's taxonomy places the organism in Eukaryota, Metazoa, Chordata, Mammalia, Rodentia, Cricetidae. Gene Ontology annotation, cellular component: nucleus. Gene Ontology annotation, molecular function: RNA polymerase II cis-regulatory region sequence-specific DNA binding; DNA-binding transcription activator activity, RNA polymerase II-specific. Gene Ontology annotation, biological process: regulation of transcription by RNA polymerase II. The record is from RefSeq and is a predicted model, not a curated record. The transcript is spliced from 4 exons. The coding region runs from base 115 to 1608 and encodes 497 amino acids.